Messenger RNA from Paracoccidioides brasiliensis Pb18, 2244 nucleotides. RefSeq lists its product as uncharacterized. Gene Ontology annotation, biological process: phospholipid biosynthetic process. The coding region runs from base 1 to 2244 and encodes 747 amino acids. Gene Ontology annotation, cellular component: endoplasmic reticulum membrane. The transcript is spliced from 4 exons. Gene Ontology annotation, molecular function: glycerone-phosphate O-acyltransferase activity; glycerol-3-phosphate O-acyltransferase activity. The record is from RefSeq and is a predicted model, not a curated record.
AUGGCUCACAAGCCCCUUAGCCACCAAAUCGGAUGGCUCUACGACUUAUUGCUAUGGUUCUUAGCUGUUCUUAUCGAUCUUUUCUUCAGAGAAGUUCACCCGCGGGGUUCAUGGAAGGUUCCUAAACGGGGACCAAUAAUCCUUGUGGCUGCCCCACAUGCCAAUCAAUUUGUGGACUCCUUAAUUUUGAUGCUCGUUGCACGGAGAGAACUCAACCGUCGAAUAGCAUUUCUUAUCGCCGAAAAAUCAUUCCAGCGGAGAUUCGUCGGGCUGUUGGCAAAAGCCGCUGGCGCAUUGCCCGUGUCCAGAGCUAUGGAUAACUUGAAACCGGUCCAGGGAACCAUAUAUCUACCAGACCCUGUCAAUAACCCUACGCUCUUGAGGGGCAUUGGCACAAAAUUUGAUGGUCCGGAUUUCGAAAUUGGAGGCACAAUCUCUCUACCGCCAAUAAAUGGCCAGGCUCAUUCCACUGAUAUUGGGGAGAUUCGUGGACCGGAGGAAAUCAUUUUGAAGAAGCCUUUCAUGCACAAGGAUGCUCUCUAUCAGCUCACUGGGCACACAGAUAUCUCUGAUGACUUGAAAUUUACUGGAAGUGCUGCAGAACAGGACCUCUCAGGGUUCACUGGGUCCAAAUUUAAAGUUGCUCCACAUGUCGAUCAGACGCAUGUGUAUAAGGCGGUAUUUCAGACUCUCAAUUCUGGGGGUUGUGUUGGCAUAUUUCCUGAAGGUGGUAGCCAUGAUAGACCUAAUUUACUUCCUUUGAAAGCUGGCGUUGCAUUGAUGGCACUGGGUGCCCUAGCGGAAAAUCCCGACUGCGACGUAAAAAUUGUACCCUGUGGUAUGAACUACUUCCAUGCCCAUAAGUUCCGCUCUCGGGCAGUGGUGGAAUUCGGAAACCCAAUUGAAGUGCCGCCGGAACUUGUUCAGAUGUACAAAGCUGGUAAACGACGCGAAGCUGUGGGCAGGUUAUUGGACACUAUCUAUCAGGCCCUUGUCGCCGUGACGGUAGUUGGACCCGACUAUGAAACACUUAUGUUAAUCCACGCAGCAAGGCGGUUAUACAACCCAAAGGGAAAGAAACUUCCGCUCCCAAUGGUUGUAGAGCUAAACCGUCGCAUGGUGAAGGGAUAUGCUCAAUACAAGGACGAUCCUAGAAUUGUAAAAUUGAAAAAGUCCGUUAUGGACUAUAACAGGCAGCUGCGGCUGCUGGGUAUCCGCGACCAUCAGAUAGAGUAUGCCAAGUUUUCCAUCGUCAAGGUGGUUUCGACCCUGAUAUAUCGCCUUGGAAAGAUCAGUAUCAUGGCCAUAGGAACGUUGCCAGGCCUUGUUCUUUUCGCGCCUGUGUUCGUAGCUACCAAGAUGAUUUCGAUAAGAAAAUCGAAGGAGGCAUUGGCUGCGUCUAGCGUCAAAAUCCAGGGUCGCGAUGUCAUGGCUACGUGGAAACUACUAGUCGCAUUAGCUUUUGCACCUCUUCUUUAUACAUUCUACACCGUUCUUCUCACAUACUGGACCUAUCGAAAUCGUGUCCAGGGGUACGUUCCCGAAUGGGUCCCACUCUGGCUAGUGGUAAUAUUUGGAUGCUGGCUAUUCCCCUCGAUUACCUAUGCAGCAUUGCGAACUGGUGAGAUAGGAAUGGAUAUCCUGAAAUCCCUACGCCCGCUCGUUCUAUCCCUAAACCCCACAUCUGCGAACACCCUCGUUAAGCUCCGGAAGCGACGAGCCAAGCUUUCACACGAAGUAACGGAGCUAAUCAACACGCUUGGACCGGAGAUGUUUCCCGACUUCGACUCUGACAGGGUCAUCGCGGAUCCGUUUAAGGAACACCUAUUCACAAAUGAUCCAUUCACAGUAUAUAGAGAGAAUUAUCUUGGAUUUGCGGCGGACGAGCCAGACUCCUCGACACUUACAUCCAGAAGAGAGUCAUUUGUGCCAAGCCACCUACCACCCAACGAAUCGUUCCACGAUAUCAGCAAGAUCGGGUUUUUCUCUACGCGCCCGCCCAGUCGGAGCCGGAGUCGGAGCAGUUCGAGCGGCGGCUUAACUGGGUCCGGAAGUAUGCCGUUGAAAGCGUUUAGUACGUUGAAUUCCAAGGAGAGUUUUGAAGAGGUUAGUAAGCGGAUUCGUGGGGCAAUGAAGGAGCGCGGUCAGCUGAGGAGGAAACAGAGCGAGGAUUUCGGGUGGGAGAUGACGAGCUCUGUUGGAUCUGAGUCUUCGCUGGGUGAGGAGACAAAGAAGGAUUUGUGA